Molecule: messenger RNA, 2044 nt
Organism: Mercurialis annua (annual mercury)
Lineage: Eukaryota; Viridiplantae; Streptophyta; Magnoliopsida; Malpighiales; Euphorbiaceae
Product: protein MAIN-LIKE 2-like
Exons: 1
Coding region: 132-1892 (586 amino acids)
Biological process (GO): meristem development; meristem maintenance
Source: RefSeq, a predicted model, not a curated record
UUUAAUUUCUUUAAGUUUCACUUCUGUAAACGUAAAAUUUCUCCAAUGAAUUAACGCAAAUUUAGGAUACCCAUUUCACACCUAGUAAAAAGCUUCAUAACCAACUACUUGAAAAUUUUAGAUACUCAAAAAUGGAAAAGGUUGAGAUUAUAGUUGAAAAGAGAGACCAGCUAAUGGUAUCAUCUACCAACUCCAAUCCAAUCCUUAGAACUGCCUAUUUCUUGAAUCCUACUCAUGCUUCUACUAAGCCUCCAGUACCCAAAACCCCAUCUUCUCUGCCUUGUGCUUUUGAGUUUGAAACAUGUCCUCUGAAUGUCAGCUACAAUGGCUGGAAAUACCCAACUGAGAAAUGGAAAUCAUGGGUUCAUCGUAUGGAAGCCAUACACAAAUCUGUGUGGCAAAGGGCUGGCAUUUAUGAUGCAGUCAUGAGCUCUGUUUGCUGCAUUAAAAGAGAUGAUGGUUUACUCAUGGGUCUUGCACAAAAAUGGUGUCCUGAAACUAACACAUUUGUCUUCCCUUGGGCAGAGGCCACUAUAACACUCGAAGAUGUCAUGAUUCUGGGCGGUUUCUUUGUUUUAGGUUUGCCUACUUUUCCAUGUUCUCUCGAAAACGACGAGCUUGAAGAAAUUGAAAAGAAGAUGAAUGAAGCGAGAACUGAACUCGGGAGAGGUUCGUCUCGUAAAGCAUCUACAGCCGGUUGGAUGAAUAUGUUUAUGUUUAGUGAGAAUGAGAUUGAGCAUGAAGCUUUUCUUUCGUACUGGUUAGCAGCGUUUGUUUUUCAUGAUUCUGAACGCAUUCUUAAAGCUCAGGUUUUUCCUAUUGCUAUUCGUUUAGCCAAAGGCGAAAUUGUUGCACUUGCUCCGUCAGUUCUUGCUAGCAUUUAUAGAGAUUUGGGUUUGUUAAAAGCAACUCUUUUAUCUGUUUCUGAGAUUGAAACAACUGAAAAUUGUUCUGAUGUUUUAGCUCUUACUCUCUGGUCACCUUUCCAUUUGGUUCAACUCUGGGCAUGGGAGAGAUUUCCAGCAUUCCGGAAGAACCCGAAUUUCGUCAAGAAUGGCGAACCGAGAUCAGCUCUAUGGCACAGUGUCAAAUGCAAGAAAGUGGGGAAUGUAAGAUUAGCUUUGGAUUCAGCAGCAAACACGUUUUGUUGGAGACCUUACACAACUCGGUCACAGGGUUCGUAUUUGCCUAAUAUUUAUAAGGAAAAAGCGGAAUGGAAGGAUUUGGAUACCAAUCCUGAGUUGUUCCAAAUAGCUCUGUGCAUGAGAAGUUCUGAGCUAGUUGGUUUAAGUUGUGUUGAGCAAUAUCUUCCUCAUAGAGUGGCAAGGCAAUUUGGACUGGAUCAGGAUAUUCCAAGUGAAAUUGUUAGACCAAACGAAUUUCCAGAACUUGCUUGGAUUAACUACAUUAGACCAUUUUGUAGUAAUGCCAAAUUGUAUGUUCCCUCUAAAUUUUCAGAGCCUGGUGUUACUGUUAAGUACUUGGAGUGGUGGAAUGAAGAAACUGCGUUCGGAGGGGGCGAUAUGCUUAAGGAUGCUAUCAGUAGUGUUGUGAGAAAGAAAAGAAGCUUGCGGGGAAGAACAAAAUGGGCGUCUCUCAAUAGUCGCAUAGAAGACUCUGAUGAGGUUUUUGAACCAGCAAUUGAGGAGAUGAUGAGAUCUUGUGAGAUAAAUAGUGUUGAUAACAAGGUUUUUGGUUGUCUGGAAGAGAAAAGUAAUGGUGAAACUGAGAUUCCUACCUGCAGUACUCAUGACAGUAGGAAUAGAGUUGAAGAAGAAAAAGAAAUCAGCACCAAAACUUUUGAGAUGCCAGGAUUAGAACUCGAAGAUCGGAUUUCCGUACUUGAGAAGGCUAUUGCCAAGGUGAAAGCAGAAAGAUUUGGAAGCAGUUGAUGCUAACAAGGUUCAUGAUAUCUAGCUCAUAGCAGCAUAAUCUUAUUUUUCUUGCUUUAGUUUAUUUCCUUCAGUGCAUAUAACAUAUGAGAAACUUGAAUUCUUUAACUUUUUUAUUGCUUAAUAGUUUGGUUAAUUAGCUUAGCUUCUGG